AUGCUGCUGGAUGACCUGAGCGACAGCGAAUUCGAUGCGCUGCCCAAGAACAAGGCUCCAGCACUCCUGGACGACUCGGAUCUCGACGAUCUCGACGAUCUCGACGAUUUCGACUUCUCCACAGUGGUAAAAGAACCAGCGAAACCAGUGACAAAGGAACAAACAGCUGUUCACAAGCCAUCAACUGCUCAACAACAACCAACACCGGCUCGACAACAGCCGCUGGGACAGCAACCGCCGCGACAGCAACCUUCUGGACCACAACGAACUCAGCUACCCAGGUACAAUGCUGAUCCGGCAGAAUCUACAAAUACACCAGACAUUGAUCUGAACCUGACAUACCCUCGACCAAUGGACACAGCCUGUCACCAUGAGACGACGGGUCUCACCGGAUCUUUUCUGUACCCCUCAAAUCUGCCGUUCCGAACUUACCAGCAUACCAUCAUUCAAUCUUGUCUGAUUGAGAAUACUCUCUGCUCUCUUCCCACCGGUCUAGGUAAGACCUUCAUUGCGUCUGUGGUCAUGCUCAACUUUUACCGAUGGUUUAAAGAUGCAAAGAUCAUUUUCAUGGCGCCAACAAAGCCCCUCGUUUCACAGCAAAUCGAUGCCUGUCUUCGAAUCACUGGUAUCCCGAGGCACGACUGCAGUGUGCUGAUGGGAGGAGUUAAACAGGCUGAUAGAGCACAUGAGUGGGCUAACAAACGUGUGUUUUUCGCCACUCCUCAGGUUGUGGAGCUCGAUCUCGAUGGUGAGAUCUUGGACCCAAAGACGGUUUCCUUGUUGGUUGUCGACGAGGCACAUCACACCAGUGGCAAAUACUCGUACGGAAUAGUGGUCAAGAAGCUGCUGGAUGCACACCAAAGCUUCCGUGUUCUUGGCCUCACAGCCACUCCAGCUUCCAAGGUUGAAGGGGUGCAGUCUGUCGUGCAACAUCUUCUAAUUAGUCACUUGGAAGUCAAGGGAGAACAGGAUCCAGAUGUGCAGCAGUACAUGCACAAUCGAGAAGAGGUCAAGAUCAACGUCGAUCUGGGAAGCGAUAUUAAUGAGUUGUUGGCUCUGACUGGGCAGGUACUCAAACCUACCUUGUCUAUGAUGGCCUCGAAGGGGGUGCUGCAUAACACAGACAUUGCAAAAAUCUCACUGUUUGGCGUCAAGAAGGAGAUAGAACGGUACAUGUUUCGAACCAAAUAUCUCGGACCUGCUGCCCAGUACAAGUACCGAGGUAUUGGAGCUGUAGUAGCCUCCAUAGCCCAUGCUACCCAGCUGUUGCAACACCAGGGAAUCACGCAGUUCUACGACACCCUGAAGCGACGACACGACGAGGAAAUGGCUCGAAAACAGCCUACAAAGUCAUACGAACAGGUAGGGGAUAUUGGCUCAAUUUUAGAUGCCACCAAGACGAUCAUGAAAAAAGAAGGAUACCUGGCUCAUCCUAAGUUGAACUAUCUCGGAUCGGAGUUGAACGAGUUUUUCAGCAAGGCUCCCGAGGGAGCUAACACAGGUACAUGCAUCAUUUUCGCGCGCUUCAGAAGUACUGUGAAUGUGAUCAUGGAGUAUCUGACCAAAUUCCCACAGGUCAAGCCACAUGAGUUCAUUGGCCAGGCUCCUUCACGUGAAGAGGGAGGUGGACGGGGAAUGACCCAAAAGAAACAACAAGAGGUUAUUUCCAAGUUCCGAAAGGGCGUCUACAAUACUCUGGUGGCUACUUCCAUCGCUGAAGAAGGUCUCGAUAUCGGACAGGUUGAUCUCAUCAUCUGCUACGACUCCAACGCUUCACCUAUUACGUCUCUGCAGCGGAUGGGACGAACAGGACGUUCCCGAGACGGUCGGGUAGUGCUUCUGAUGACCGAUAAGGAGAUGGAGAACAAUAUCAAGUCGCGUGAUAACUACAGCUACAUUCAGCGUUUGAUGGAAAAGGGGUCUCGUGUAAAGCUUUACCCUCCGAAUCGUGUAAUUCCCGGUGCCGCUACCGAUCCUCCUCCUCCCCAUUUCAUGAAGCAAGUUAUCUUACCAGGUGAGAACCAGGAGAUUCUAGACAAAACCGACAAGGAUCAUCUGGAGCUCGCGGAUGUGGUCGCCAAAGGUGACAAGGAGCUGCGUCUGAGGAAAGACAAGAACGGCCACUUCAUUGUGCCUCAGAAGAGGAAGAAGAAGGUGUUGAAGAUGCCAGAGAAUGCGACUUUGGGGUUCAUGACCGCUAAGGAGAUGGCCAUGAGAAGCAGCCAGUCCAGUAAUGGUCAGAGCAGCCAAGACAUACCUAACAGCCCUACCCCACCUACGAAGCGUACCAAAGUCGAUGUUGAUGAACUCGAAGCAGAUCUCGAUGAGGCCUUGGGCAACCGGUCUCAUGAUAGCCUGGCAGAAGACAUUGAGGAGGAGCUAGAGCAGGAAGAGGUUCCUCAACAUUUGCAUGACUUGGUGGAAUUGGACGAUGAACGGGAGCAAGAUAUGAGCCUGGAAGAGUUCAUCGGUGAUGAUGAUUUCGAUAAGGAGCUGGAGGAUGUUCUGAACAGUAGUAAGUCUGGAGGAGGCCAGUCGAUUAGUGAGGGUACACAGGGGACUACCAAUGAGGUACAGACGACUACAGGUUCAGUACAGACCCAGGCGGUACCUGUGGAACAGAGACAGUCUCAACCAUCUUCUGGAAUACCACUGGCACCUGUCAAAAUGACACCUGCACCACAACUGGCGGAAUCUAUCGACUCGUCGUCGUUUGACGAUGAAUUCUUCGAUAGAUUGGACGAAGCUCUGGCCAAGCCUGGAGACAAGUAA
Yarrowia lipolytica CLIB122 is the source of this 2772-nucleotide messenger RNA. RefSeq lists its product as uncharacterized. Gene Ontology annotation, molecular function: ATP binding; four-way junction DNA binding; four-way junction helicase activity. NCBI's taxonomy places the organism in Eukaryota, Fungi, Ascomycota, Dipodascomycetes, Dipodascales. The record is from RefSeq and is a predicted model, not a curated record. Gene Ontology annotation, biological process: double-strand break repair via synthesis-dependent strand annealing; interstrand cross-link repair.